UCCCUUGUGGAUAACCAUGGCAGACUCUAUGCCGGUUGGAGAGCAGCAUGAGCAGCAAAACAUUAUUAAGCUAGAAGAAGAUGAGAAACAUACCCGUGAUGGAUCAAUCAAUUCGAAGGGCCUCACUGCGAUCAGAGGAAAGUCAGGAGGGUGGAGGAUUGGGAUACUUCUUCUUGUGAACCAAUUACUGGCAACUUUAGCAUUCUUCGGUAUUGGAGUGAACCUGGUGCUCUUCAUGUCGAGGGUUCUGCAGCAGGAUAAUGCUGACGCAGCGAAUAAUGUCAGCACCUGGACUGGAACUGCCUACAUGUUUUCCCUUGUAGGCGCUUUUGUUAGUGAUUCAUAUUGGGGAAGAUACAAGACAUGCGCCUUCUUUCAGAUCAUCUUUGUCACUGGCUUGGUGGAGUUAUCACUUUCAUCCUACCUUCUGCUGCUCAAACCUUGUAUUCCUGGGGACGACAAUCCACAGUGUGAGCCACCAACCCACCUGGAGAUACUAAUCUUUUACCUAUCCAUAUACCAAAUUGCCCUUGGAAAUGGAGCCUAUCAGCCAUCUAUAACUACAUUUGGAGCAGACCAAUUUGACGAAGAAGACCCACUGGAACGACAUUCAAAGAUUGCCUUCUUCAGCUAUUUUUACUUAGCUAAUAACGUUGGGACCCUCUUUUCCAACACAAUUCUAGCCUAUCUCGAAGACAAAGGAGAAUGGGUUCUUGGUUUUUGGCUUUCUUCAGGAGCUGCACUCUUAGCUUUGGUGAUCUUUCUUGCUGGGACUCCACAGUUUAGGCACUUCAAGCCACGCGGAAAUCCUUUAUCGAGAAUCUGCCAGGUGUUUGUUGCAGCCAUAAAGAAAAGGAAGGUCAAUAUGCCAAUAAAUGGGGAGAAUUUAUAUGAAAUCGAGGGAAAGAAUGCAAUUAAUGGAGGUAGAAAGAUACUCCAUACUCCAGAUUUCAGGUUUUUGGACAGAGCAGCAGCCAUAACAUCAGAAAACCAUCCUCCACGAGGAAAUCAGCAUCCUCCAAGCCCAUGGAGUCUAUGCACAAUCACACAAGUAGAAGAAGCCAAGUGUAUAAUAAGGCUCCUCCCUAUUUGGCUCUGCUCUAUAAUUUACUCGGUGGUCUAUACCCAGAUGUCUUCCGUCUUUGUUGAACAAGCUGCAGCUAUGAAGACUUCCAUCUCAACCUUCAACAUCCCUCCAGCAAGCGUAUCAAUUUUCGAGAUACUAAGUGUUGCAGGGUGUGUUCUUCUAUAUAGACUGUACCUAGUACCUAUUUUUUCGAAGGUAGUCAAGGGCAAUUCCACAGAGCUUCAAAGAAUGGGGAUUGGACUUGUUCUUGCAACAAUCACAAUGGUGGCUGCUGGAAUAGUUGAGUCCCAGAGGAUAAAACAUGCUGUGCUUAGCUGUGACGAUUGUGAAGACACAAGCUCCCUUAGCAUUCUUUGGCAAAUCCCUCAAUACGUGAUGAUGGGAGCUUCAGAGGUUUUUAUGUAUGUGGGUCAGCUGGAGUUUUUCAAUUGUCAGGCUCCAGAUGGGUUGAAGAGCUUUGGCAGUGCUCUGUGUCUAGCAUCAAUGUCAGCGGGAAGUUAUCUAAGUAGCUUACUCAUUACAUUGGUCAUGGACAUUACAGGAAGGGGAGAUAAAGUGGGCUGGAUAUCUGAUAAUCUCAAUAUUGGUCACAUGGACAGGUUCUACUUCUUUCUAGCAAUUUUAGUUGCCAUUGACUUGGUUAUCUUUGUGGCCUGUGCCAAAUGUUACAGAUAUAUUUCCCUGGAUGGGAGAUCAGAGAUUGAACAUUCUAGUGAAAGAAAGUUGGAAAUCGAGCUGUGACUGGAUAAAAUUAGGCUGAUAGAUGUACAAUAUAUGGAAACUAUAAGACAGACGUGGAUGAAAAAAUUAGGCUGAUAAAUGUGCACGAGAUGGAAACAUGAAGAUAGACCAUCUCUUUGUUAUCAGCCUAUACCGCAACAGCUACUUGAACAAAAACAUUCUGCAAGUAUAUUAUGUUUCAAGUCAGCUCUUAUUAUAGUUAUAAGCUAAGGUAAUAAAAUCUACUCAAGUAGAUGAUCUUUUAUUUGUCUUUCUUAUUUAAGCCUUACACUGUUACGACC
Asparagus officinalis (garden asparagus) is the source of this 2109-nucleotide messenger RNA. RefSeq names its product protein NRT1/ PTR FAMILY 7.3-like. Lineage: Eukaryota; Viridiplantae; Streptophyta; Magnoliopsida; Asparagales; Asparagaceae. Gene Ontology annotation, molecular function: transmembrane transporter activity. The transcript has 5 exons. The coding region runs from base 17 to 1828 and encodes 603 amino acids. Gene Ontology annotation, cellular component: membrane. The record is from RefSeq and is a predicted model, not a curated record. Gene Ontology annotation, biological process: transmembrane transport.